AUGGACGGCAUAUUACAAGAGAAAGCAUCAGAGUCAGGGUGCUUACAAGAAAACUUGCCUAAAGAGGAAGGAAUAACUAUGAAUGGUGGGGAGGAAAUUUCCCCACCUCCAAAAAACCCCGCCAACUGCUCCAUUGCGACCGAUUCAUUCGCAGAAUUAGUUACACAGAUGCGGAAAGAGAUAGAGCAAAGAAUUGAAAAUGAGCGCAAAAGUCGUGCCAUUCUCUUUGAUAAACUUCUUCAACCGAUCGUGGAAGAAUACAUGGAACAGAUGAGAAGGGAGUCAGUAUUAGAAGAAAAUAGCAAUCCAACUUUGUAG
Molecule: messenger RNA, 318 nt
Organism: Paraglomus brasilianum
Lineage: Eukaryota; Fungi; Glomeromycota; Glomeromycetes; Paraglomerales; Paraglomeraceae
Source: the annotation of a GenBank genome assembly